This is a messenger RNA of Maudiozyma saulgeensis, 345 nucleotides long. The record is from the annotation of a GenBank genome assembly. Lineage: Eukaryota; Fungi; Ascomycota; Saccharomycetes; Saccharomycetales; Saccharomycetaceae.
AUGUCACAACCAAACCUAAUUCGCGACCUAACCAAUAGUCUGAGAUCAUAUAAGACACAGUUAGAUUCAGCUAACCAACAAUUAGCACAUUUAGAGAAACAAGAGAAGAUUGCACAACUUACAGCAAAUGAAUUGGGUUCAUAUCCAACGGAUCAAGUAUGGAGAUCAUGUGGUAGAUCAUUUAUCUUACAGGAUAAAUCAAAAUACAUAGCUGACCUAGAACACGAUGAAGGUAUUAUAAAGGAUCAAAAGAAGAAUCUAACCAUAAAGCAAAAAUACUUGGAGACAAGUGUAGAGAAAGUUGUGGAUAAUUUGAAACAAUUUAUGGAGAAAGAAAGUAAAUAA